Messenger RNA from Cynoglossus semilaevis (tongue sole), 4802 nucleotides. It is a transcript of the gene usp28, whose product is annotated as ubiquitin specific peptidase 28. The coding region runs from base 920 to 4576 and encodes 1218 amino acids. The transcript has 26 exons. The record is from RefSeq and is a predicted model, not a curated record. Gene Ontology annotation, biological process: regulation of proteasomal protein catabolic process; protein deubiquitination; proteasome-mediated ubiquitin-dependent protein catabolic process. Lineage: Eukaryota; Metazoa; Chordata; Actinopteri; Pleuronectiformes; Cynoglossidae. Gene Ontology annotation, molecular function: protein binding; proteasome binding; cysteine-type deubiquitinase activity.
AAAGUUAGUAAACAGGAGGCUAAAAUGGGUUACAAGUGAAACUAAUUAAAUUAACUAAUCUUCUGUACAAAAUCUGAAACAGAUCCUCCUUUAAUUAUUCUAGAAAGUAAGCUGCUGAUACAUUUAAAACUGAUUUUUCUGACAAAGAUGACUACUACAAGAUGACUAUAAAGAUGACUUAAAGCUGUUUACCUGAGAGCAAAAGCAUCAUCAGCAAAAUGAGAGACAUUGAGUUUCAAUAAUGAGUUAUCCGAGGUUCACGUCCAAAAUUCUGCUAUGUUCACAAAAAGAAUUAUUCAAAAUUGAAUCCGAAAGGCUUCACAGUAGCAGCAGUAAGUGCAGUGAAACAACAAUGAACAGGUCAGCAGUGAGAAUUUGGUUGCACUGAUAUUGAUUUUUUCAUUGCCUGAGUAAUGUGAUACAUACAUCAACCAAACAGUGAUGUGAGGAAACUCCCUGAAGGUUUGUUUGGUGCAUGUUAACUUUCAUACCUACUGUAUAUCUGCAUAUUGUCAAUACACACGUUCUUUAUUUUUGAACGUUCAAAAUCUGUACUGUGUGUUUUUUUUUUUUUAACUAUUCCUUAUUCUAUAUACAAACAAAUAAAGAAAACGUUUCAUUUAUCUAGCGGCGCUUUUAAUUGUUCCCCCUAACAGUACUUCUUUAAAUGUUUGAGUUACGCACUCUGUAAAUGUGACCUGAACGCAACAAACUGCCCUGUCAAUCAAAGUUGCAAAAACGCGCAGUCACGUAGGUCGUUCGCGCGAACGCGCAUGUGUUCCUGUCAGGUGAGCGCGCGCAGCUGCCGGACUGUGUGCGCGAGCUCUUUGGCAGAUGGAGCUGCUUUGAUUGGGGACCAGCGUCGACACCUGACAAAAAACCCUGAAACAACAACAGGAAACCCGUGUUUUCUUCUGAAAUGAGAGUCGAACACAGCGAAAAUGGAGAACAGUCGACCAACUCGCAGAGCGAGAUGCUGAUCAACCAGCUGAGGGAAAUCACAGGCAUCCAGGAUCCACAGAUUCUCUUCAGAGCCUUGAAUGCCAGUCAAGGCGAUGUUGGCCAUGCUGUUGGACUCCUAACAGCACAGACUGCAGAGGUUCAGGACCCCGGAGAUCAUCAGGAUCCUGGGGCUCCAGGCGAAUCCUGGGAUGACCAGAAAGAUAUUCGUAAAGAUGAACUGCAGACCGCGAUCGCACUCAGCCUGCAGGAAUCCCACGAUGCCCAGGAGGAGGAGAGAGAAUUUCACAGGGCUCUGGAGGCCAGUGCUGAGGAGAACGCAGCAAGAAUGAAGAGGAAACGCUGUGAAGGCCAGGGUGAGAUGUGCAGCCCAGCAGACUGGAUCCGUCAGGGUGACUGGCCCGUAGGCAUCCGUAAUGUCGGGAACACCUGCUGGUUCAGCGCUGUCAUACAGUCACUGUUCCACCUGCCUGUGUUCAGAAGGCUGGUUCUUAACUACCACCUGUCAGAGCGACUACUGGAUAAGUGUAAGAGCCAAUCAGACAAGAGGAACAUAGCUUUCAUGCAGGAGCUGCGCUGCUUGUUUGCCCUCAUGGUAGGAUCAACACGAAGGUUUGUAGAUCCCUCUGCUGCCGUGGAGUUACUGAGAGAUGCCUUCAGGACCAACGAGGCCCAGCAGGAUGUCAGUGAAUUUUCUCACAAACUUCUUGACUGGCUGGAGGAUGCGUUUCAGUUGGCUGCCAGUGGAAAUAACGCAAAGGACAAACAGCACAAUCCCAUGGUGCAGCUGUUUUAUGGCACUUUUGUUACUGAGAGAAAACACGAAGGUAAGACGUUAUGCAACACUGAGCAGUUUGGACAGUAUCCACUGCAAGUUAACGGCUUCAACAACCUGGACGAAUGCCUGGAAGGCGCCAUGAUUGAGAAGGAGAUCGAGUCUCUGCAUUCAGAUCACAGCGUCACAUCUGGCCGUGAGAGAUGGUUCAAAAAGCUACCCCCUGUCUUGACCUUUGAACUCUCAAGAUUUGAAUUCAACACCCAGCUGGGUCGCCCUGAGAAGAUACACAAGAAACUGGAGUUCCCACAAAUUGUAUACAUGGACAGAUAUCUUCAUAAAAACAUAAAACUGACCCACGAGAGGAGAAGUGAAGUGAAAAAACUGAAGGAGCAACUUUCAGUCCUUCAACAGAAAUUUGAGUGCUAUAAGAACUACGGCUCCGGACCAACCAAGUACCCUCUGGCGGACAUGCUGCAGUUUGUUUUGGAGUUUGCCACCACCAAGCCUACGAGUGCGUCACCACCUGAAGACCAGAGGCCUGCUGCAUCUUCACCAACUCCUGUCAGUCAUCCACUCAGUGAACCCACCCCUAAGGAUGACAGUGAACUUGGUGAGGCAGAUCCAUCUGAGAGCCUGGUUUCCAGUGCAUCAAGUUGUCAGCGGACGCCCAUUUACAAGCCUUUCACCCAAUGCAGACACCCCAUGGACUGCUCACCACACCCAGCCCCUCACAACAUCAGUGAAGAAGAGCUGCACUUUGUUAAAACCUGCCUGCAGCGCUGGAGGACAGAAGUGGAAAACGAUAUCAACGAGCUAAAGAUCAACAUCGAUAGACUCACACAGAGGCUUGAGAGCAUAUAUGAAGACAACAGUCUCUGCCAGGUUCCUUACAGACUCCACGCGGUGCUUGUCCAUGAAGGUCAGGCAUCAGCAGGUCACUACUGGGCCUACAUCUACGACCACGCUAACCAGCGAUGGAUGAAGUACAACGACAUCUGCAUCACAGAGUCCUCGUGGGAGGAGCUGGAGCGGGACUCCUUUGGAGGAAUGACCAAUGCCAGUGCCUACUGCUUGAUGUACAUUGAUGACAGAGUACCCCAACUUAUUACAGAAAACACCGAUGACGAGACAGGUCAGGUACUGCAUGGCAUGGACUCCCUGCCGCCCGUCCUAAAACGCUACGUAAAUGAAGACAACCGCUGGUUCCAGCAGGAACUGAGUGAAUGGGAGGAGCAGUUCUGCCAGACGGCUACACCGCAGGAGGAGGCUUCUUCUUCUGCUGCUGCUACUCCUGCUACUCCUGCUACGGUUUCAGUAGAGCCCCCAAAUCCUGGCCCUGAGAGUGUUCAGCAAACACCUGUGGAGCCAGCACCUCAGUUUGGACCCAGCAGUGAAGAGUUGGACCAGGCAGUCACCUCAGAAGCAGAAGCAGAAAAGGAUCCUGAGACUGGUCCAGAGAUAAAGCCUGCAGAGGAAUCAGAUUUAGCACCUCCUGCUCCUCCUCCUCUUCUUCCACCACCAUCCCAGAGUGAUGGCUGCCAGCCAGACGACAUUAGCAGCAGCAGUUCAGCCAUCACUGACACAAGUCCAGUCCCCGCUUUAGCUGAGAAGGAGACGCAGAGUCAGACUCCUGACCCUGAAGCAGAGAUUACUAACCAGGCGUCGUCUGACCACCAGGAAGACAAGGCAGAUGUAAAGGCCUCCACAGGCCUCUGCUCUGAAACAGAAGUUGAGCCCGAGGAUCCCAGACAAGCUCCUGAGCCUGAAGCCGAGCAGCAGGAUGAAGAGCGACAGCAGGAUGUUCCAACCAGGCAGCGACAGCCGGAGAACGAGGUCUCCGAAGUAGAGAUUCCCAACGUAGGCAGGAUCAUGGUGAGAGCCGAUGCUGAUGGAUACAAUGAAGAGAUGAUGUUGACUCCAGCCAUGCAGGGCGUCAUUCUGGCCAUCGCCAAGGCUCGACAGACAUUUGACAGUGAAGGCCCUGAAGCUGGACUCAUUAAGGCCUUCCAUGAGGAGUACUGUCGCCUGUACGAGCUCUCCCAGGAGGAGGCGACGCCUCAGGAGGACGCUCGCCUGCAGCACGCUCUCGUCUACUUCUUCCAGAACAACGCACCGAAACGCAUCAUAGAGAGGACGCUGCUGGAGCAGUUUACUGACCGGAAUCUGAGCUUCGACGAGAGGGGGAUCAGUAUCAUGAGAGAGGCUCGGACCAAACUUCGCCUCAUCAAACCAGAGGACAUGGACAUGGACAUAUACCUGCAGUGGCACGACGACUACAGGCUGUUCAGGACGGUGUUUGUCUACCUGCUCACAGGACUGGAGCACUUCCAGCACAGCAAGAUGAGGGAGGCACUAAUUUACCUGGCACACGCCUACGAGACCAACAACACACUGCUGAAGAACGGAGACAAACGUGGUGUGGACAGGUCACUUAUCGCCAUCUACAGGAGGAAAUGUCUGACUGCGUUGAAUGAAAGUGCUUCUCGGCUGUUCUGUAGUGGUGAGGAGAGCAAAGUAGAGGAGGGCGUGGCCAUCAUGGACGAGGCCGUGAUCCCCUGUCUUCAUCUCAUGAGCCGGGAGUCUAGUCUGUCCCAGGAAGACAGGGAGGCUAUGGAGACCAUACGCAGCCAGUGGUGCUGCUGCCUGAGCCAAGACAUGGAAGAUGCACUGCAGGUGAAGCUGGGUGAGUUGCUGCCCAGGGUUUUAGACGGCGCCUCUGAGACAUUAGUCCUUAAAGACCCGCCUAAAGUCCAUGUCAACCAGGCCCAUGACCUUUGUAGUCGGCUGGCUGCGGUCAUGGAGUCCAUUCACAACACAUCCAUAGUCAUCGUGAAGUAAAGUCCUGGGUGAGAAAACCAAAAUAAUCGUUUUUAGCAUGUGACCUGGAUGGCGAACGAUUCUGCACUGACCGACUGUGGGGUCAAUACAUUGUAUAGUUUUUACUUUUUUGUGUCUCGUGUCAUCAUUUGGUUUUCGGUUUUGCACAGAAAAAUAUUUUUCGAAAAUGUUGAAAAAGCACCAAGAUACAAAAAUUAGCAAACCAUCAGGCAUCUCCCAAAAAAAA